UUUAGGGUUUGAAGAAUCCACAUAGUUGGCUAUAGCUGUCGAUUCAAUAUUAUUGUUGUACGUAUUUGGUAGUCCGAAGUCUUUUUCUUUUAAAGUAAAAUAAUGCAGCUUUGCGGAGUGUGUAGUGAGCAGGUACCGAAAUACCGAUGUCCUGUAUGCAGAACUAGAUACUGUUCGUUAGGCUGCUACAAGAAUCACAGAGGCACCGACGCUUGCCAGCCGCUGAAAGAGACUGCACUCCCGGCCCCCGUACCGUGUCAAAGUGCAUCUCCGAGCGCCGCGAAUGAGCCUUGGACUGUUGAUGACUUACUGGAUGAGAAUGAGCACUCGGAUAAAGUGCCGCUGGAGAGACUGCAGCAGCUAGGUGAGUCUGAAGCCCUUAAAGGCUUAUUGAGAAACCCUCACCUGCGGCAGCUCCUGGCGUCCGUGGACACGGCGGAGGACAAAGCCCAGGCCAUGAAGACGGCCAUGCAGGAGCCUCUGUUUGUGGAGUUCGCCGACCAGUGCUUAAAAGUGGUCGAGCCGUCAGAGAAAGAGGCAGAUGAAGAAGACGACGGGAUUUAGUUUUUUUAUUAUGUGUGAUCAGAGUCAUGAAUGCUAAUGAGAUCCUUAAUGUCACACACCCGCAAACUAGAGAUGUACUGUGAACUGUGGGUAGAGGCAGCCAGAGGGGUGUACAUCUCCCUUUAAAAUGAGAACACGGCUGUUUUCCAGGAUUCAGUGAAGCUGUGUGUCAAGUCUUGAAGAGGCUUAAGAAACCUUUGAUAUUGUUUAUCAGUCGUUUUUAGACUGAAGUGUACGGAGUUGUAAUUUGCAGGGAUGAGCUGACUUUCAUCAUCACCCUGUGAAGGUCAUUGUGGCUGAAAUUGAAUAGAAGAUUAUGAAUAUUUUCUUGUAUAUAAUGUUAGAGAUGCUUAUUUUUUUUUUUAAAUGAUGGAUGAUCUCGGCCGGAAAUAAAUAUGAAGAAACGCAAUAACGCAGCAGACAUACUGUAGGAAGUCUGUGUCUGUUUCCAUAGUUACACUAUCAUUCCGGAAGCCUACAUCAGCAGUGAUUUUCUACCAAACAGUUCAUGUCAUUAGAUUAUGGAAUGCAUAUA
Molecule: messenger RNA, 1099 nt
Organism: Chanos chanos (milkfish)
Lineage: Eukaryota; Metazoa; Chordata; Actinopteri; Gonorynchiformes; Chanidae
Gene: znhit3
Product: zinc finger, HIT-type containing 3
Exons: 5
Coding region: 103-564 (153 amino acids)
Biological process (GO): box C/D snoRNP assembly; maturation of LSU-rRNA from tricistronic rRNA transcript (SSU-rRNA, 5.8S rRNA, LSU-rRNA); snoRNA localization
Cellular component (GO): pre-snoRNP complex; nucleus
Molecular function (GO): protein binding
Source: RefSeq, a predicted model, not a curated record